AGGAGAGGCAAGGACGAUCGUGCGGAGGUGGCGCGCGAAAUCGGUGGCUUGACCACAGCCAAGAUCGAGUGACGUCAAAGCUUUUCGCUCGAAGGAAGCUCGAAAAGGAGGGAGAGGAUGCGACCGGAUCGCUUUGCGCCUGCUGGAACCGUUAAAUAUAGCCGGAAGAAUUUCCCUGGCAUUCGCGCGCCCCGUUUUGCUCGAUUUUCCUAGGCCCGCGAUUUAUGCGAAACGACUGCGUUUCAACCCCUCUUCCCUCGCCCGUCAUCCUCCUCGUCAUCGUCCACGCUGCGUCCACGCGACGUAUCGAAUCAGUGCGAUUACUACACGCAACCCUCUCUUCUCUUCUCUUCUCUUCGAGAUCUCUCAAAGGGGGAAAAAAUGCUGAUCACCAAGUACACCACCAUUUUGCUCCAGUCAACCAAUCAGCACAUUCUCAGGAGCGAUGUGUUCCUGGAGCCGUAUCUGCAGCAGCACGGGACCGUUCAGGUGGUCAGCUCGCCGAGCACGCCUCCGCCCAAUCCGCUGCAGCAUCAUCAGCUCACGCAGCUACAUCAUGUACAGAGCGAGGAGUCGCUUUCCUCGGAGGGGUCGGCCACCUCGGGUGGAUCUUCGAGCUCGACGGAAGAUUCUGGCAGCGAGGUCGCGUGCGACAUCACUCUGAUCGAGAGGCUUAUACGCUCCCAUCCGAUCUGGUUCCUUCCUGGCAUCCAAAGAGCAGGCGCUUUCCACUUGUUGCAAGGCAAAGAGGAAGGGAACUUCGUGGUCCGGCAGUCGAGUCAGAGCGACACGAUGGCCCUGUCCGUGCGACUGCCACCGGGAAAGGGACCGUACAUCGAGCACUACCUGAUCCAAGCCAACAAGGGGAAGCUGAGCUUGGAGACUAGCGAGAACAGGUUCGACAACAUCCCCUCGUUGAUCGCCCACUAUUCUCAGUGCUGUGACGAAUUGCCGGUCCAAUUGACACUGCCAAGGGCGAUGCGCGAGGCCAAGAACAGGCAACAGCUCUCCUCGUUGGCGCUUCUGGGUCAGGAAUUCUGGAGAUAUCCGAUGGCGAAUCCAAAGCCACCGGAGAGCAGCAGCAGUAACACAUCUAGCUUGAGCAGCUUUCGAGGCGGUAACAACAAUUUGAACAAUAACAAUAAUAACACCCCGACGACGGAGAGCAUCGUGCUAAAUUUAGCUCCCAUUUCGCCGCACGAGACACGAGGCUCGUCGCCUACAGCAGCUUUGACCACGACGACGACGACGACAUUCGCGUCGUCGUUGCCUCGACAACCUCGGCCAACUCCACCGAACACCCUCAAUCUGACAACCUUCAACGAGCCUCUGGAUCUGAAGAAAGAGAAAGUCUCGCCGGGCGACAAAUUGUCGCAGAAACUGAUCUCCCCAAACCUGGUCCAAAGCGUGAGAUGCCCUUCCCCCGUGGUGCACAACGUGGAAAGCAACGUGCUCAGUCCGGUCCAGGAUACCAAAGUCAGCUUCGAGUCGAAAAGCGUGGCGGAAACGUCGAAAUCGACGGUGGUCGAACUGUCCAGGACCAAAUUUUCCUCCGUCACCACCUCGAAUUUCCACCAAAACGUGUCCACGUUCAACAAUUUCUGUUGCGCCACGUCGCCCGUGCUGCCUGAAAUCAGGAACAUCGUAGCUGAGAAUCAUUCAUCGGGACAGAACGUGAAGACGCCUCCACCUCCGCCCCCGAGAUGGGCCAAACCGGGAAAUCAAAACAACUUCAGCGUCACUGCCACGGUGACGUUCAAUCUGAAUCACACGAAUGAUGUCAGCAGUUCGCAGAACACUCCGUCGGAUCCCAACACGUCUCUACUGAGCCCGCAGAGCGCCAUGUCGAACAAAUCUCUGAUAUCGAACUUCUCCGUGAAGUCACCCCUUUCGCCAACCACUCCUGUCCUCUCUCCGAUGUCGAAGCUAGUCCCGAACACGGCCGUGAAGACGCCUAACGUUCUCUCGCCGACCACGCCAUCCAGCACGAGCAAGUCGAAGCGGAGGCGGGACAGGGAAGCGCGAAAGAACUCGCAACACUAUCAGGAAUCGGACAUCCUCGAGUCGUAUUAUCGAAGCUCACCCGGUGACAAGAUAUCGGAUUACGAGGACAUAUGGAACACGACCGAUCAAUCGAACCAUUCCACCUGGUCGCCGAACGACAAGCUUGCGAGGAACGAUGGACCCGCGAAUCCUCAAGACCGAUUGAGAAACUCGAACGACCGGCUGAUGGUCCCGGACAGGGUUGUUGUAAAUUCAGCCGAGAGAAAUUUGAACGAGCGACCGGCCACGAAUGAACAGUUGAUAGUGAGGAACGACAGGAUGAUCGUGAGGAACGACAAGUCGAUCGGGAACGAGAAGUUGAGUUACAAGGAGACGACCAGCCCGGAAUUCAGCAGCUUUAAACCUGUCCAGGAGGCGAAGUUCGUGGAGCAGAGCAACGGAUCGCCGGAGGAAACGGGAAUGGGAAGGAGACCCGACCUGUUGUCUCGAGUUUCAGGCAGCGCGAAUUCCUUGAACAGUCCCAGUACGGUAACGCCACCCAGGAAUAAACUAGGUUUAAUGCUGGCCAAGUCGGAGAGUAACAGCCCGUUGACGCCGGAAUCGAAGCAAGGUAGCCCGUUUUAUGCGGAACCAGCGGACGCGAUCGCUCAAAACGCGGCUAUAAUACCGAGAAGGCGACCUAGGAACAAUCCAGCGACGAACAAGUAUCGACACAGCGAACCAGGCUGGCUGCAGACGCCUACGGGUGCGAAUUCUAAUCAAUUGCACCCGAUCGAUUGGGAGGAGCCGGAGGAAACGGAGGACAAGACGCCUUUGAUCUCCUCCUCGGUUGAUAACCUAGCCAAACGGCUCGGCACUAAAGAGACGAAAAAGAUUCCACGCGCCAAGCCUGUGCAACCGCCAAAGAUCAGGACCAAGGUGUUCAACGAUACUUCUUGGGCCGUGGACUCCAGCUGGGAAUUUAUCGGCAACGAAGGGGACGAUUGCGAACCUGACUACGACUGUGAUGCGGAUUACGAGGGUGAUAACGUGGCCAGAAAGUUUCCGGACGAGGAGUGUGAUAGGGACGUUGUUGGGAACACUUUAACCGUUCAGAGUAUCAUCCUUCAACGGUACCCAGAGUUGUUGAAACCGCCGGACACGUCGGAGUCGCUUUACAGCGACAGGAACUCCUCGUACGACAACGUGGAGAAGAGGAACGAAAGAGAAGAGGCUGGAGACAGCAGAAAGGACCAAAUCUACGACUCCUCCGAAUGGGAGACGCCAUUGGAGACAGACGAAAGUGACGUGGAGAGGAUGAAGAGGAACAAGAGUUUCAAAGAACGUUUGGAUCCCCUUCUCUCCCCUCCAAGAUUGCAAGCCCUUAGAAACCGUGACAAUGGAGGUACAGGCUCGAGCAUAAGGUCGUACGCCCUUCAACUAGCAGCGGACAAGACGACCACGUUCUCCCAAAACAUUGACAAUUUUAUCCAAUGCACGAAAGAAGGGAAAGAAGCCAGCCCACACGUGGUGAUGAGAAACAUGCGGCAAUUUAUGUCCGGGAUGAAGAACUACCUGGUGAAACAUGGUGAAAGAGAAUUCGAGAAAGAGGUGGAGAAAGAAAGGCUGAAGCUGAAGCCAAACGAAUUCUUGAAUUUGGACGCUAUUUUAGAAGGCGUGAUGAUGGGCUUAGUGGUCAGGCCGCUCAGAGAGCACGUUUACAGACUGUUUGUCGAGCAUUACGCGGCUACUGGUUCGUUGCAAACCCUCGCCGAGAGCAUCCAGCACGCCCAGGGGAAACAUGUUCAGGAUCUCGGUGUUCGACCAAAGAUUAUACCCCCAUCGGAGUCAAGUUUAGAGCGGAUCCUCAAGUACAUUGAUCGUCUUCAGAAAGCGGAUUCGCCUCUAGACAAAUUGGAAAAUCUUCUAGCAGCGAUUUCAGCGAUUUUCAACUCCGUGAAGCACGCAAAUUCUGGCAGACACGUAACGCUGGGCGCAGACGAUCUUCUUCCCCUUUUAGUUUGGGUAUUGGUUCGUGGCAAGGUUGUGGACGCUGAGGUGGAAGCUGAGUACAUGUGGGGUUUGCUUCAUCCCUCUCUUCUCACUGGUGAAGGGGGAUAUUAUUUGACGACCUUGUCCAGCGCGGUUCACGUUUUGAAGACGUUCAAGUCCAGCCAGGGAACGAUGUCCACUUUAAAUGGUUGUGGAACACCAGACUGUUCAUCCGUACUACGAAUUUUAGUACCAGAUGAACUGCAUGGAUCCCUGAACACCAGAACGCUACCUGUACGGCCAAAUAUGAACACAAGAGAGAUUUGUCGCAUUCUUGCACAUAAAAUCAGAUGCACCAAUCCUCAGGACUAUGGAUUGUUCAAAUUGGUCCAAGGGGAAGAAACCUUACUCGGCGACCACGAGUGUCCACAAGAGCUCUCUCACUGCCUUUUCGCUUACAAGCGGAUUGACGCAAAGAUAGCCUGGCCGAAAACCAGUUCUUAAUAAUAAGCCUUGCGAACAGAAGGCUACUUAGGGGAAACGAUAUCGAUUUCGUGGUGACAAGGCGUAAUAAAUUUGAAGCACCUCAAGUCUUUAAUUGUCAUUAUUAAUUUCGUACUAGCACCGUGUUUUCUUUCAAUUGUUUCAUUCUUUACAUCUUUACAUGGAGUUUUGAAUGGAGUAUCGAAUUUUUCAAUCUCGAGCACAAAAUCUAACUUUUAAAACGUAUACUGCCAGAUAUAGCUAGCUUUCGACUGAUCAUCAAUGUAAAAGAAAUUGAAAGCGAUCAAGAUUUAAUUUAAGAAAAAAGAGCGAAAUGAAUCACGAUAACGUAGAUCUAUACUCUUAUUAUGUAUUCGAUAUUUAAAUUAUUGUAAUUGUCAUUAUUAUAUUGGUUAUUUCUUAAUGUUAAAAAAGUACUGCCCAUUUAUAUGAUUAAUUUCAGAAAACAGCUGCGACUAUCCAAAGAUAUUCUAAAUUAUGUGCUAGAGCUAGAGAGAGUGAUUAAAGUGCAAUCUAGUAGUGCAAUGUCUAGCUGGACAAACGAUCUCAAAGAAUGAUUUUAUUGAAUGCAGCUGAAAAAUUCAAUCGAAAAGGCAGAAUGCGAUCGAACGAUCAAUAUUCAAUUCGCAUUUAAUUUACUCGCGAACAGGUGCUAGAGAAUCGAAUCGGAGCUUCGCGCAAUUCGGUUCGUUUGUUAAAAACUGAACACGAGAUCGAAUAAAUUUCCGCCGAACGACCGUUUCUCCUUCGU
This is a messenger RNA of Apis florea (little honeybee), 5230 nucleotides long. It is a transcript of the gene spri, whose product is annotated as Src homology 2 domain-containing protein sprint. Gene Ontology annotation, cellular component: endocytic vesicle; cytosol. NCBI's taxonomy places the organism in Eukaryota, Metazoa, Arthropoda, Insecta, Hymenoptera, Apidae. Gene Ontology annotation, biological process: signal transduction; vesicle-mediated transport. The record is from RefSeq and is a predicted model, not a curated record. Gene Ontology annotation, molecular function: small GTPase binding; guanyl-nucleotide exchange factor activity.